This is a messenger RNA of Daktulosphaira vitifoliae (grape phylloxera), 2529 nucleotides long. RefSeq names its product ATP-dependent RNA helicase vasa-like. Gene Ontology annotation, molecular function: RNA helicase activity; RNA binding; ATP binding. The record is from RefSeq and is a predicted model, not a curated record. Gene Ontology annotation, cellular component: P granule; nucleus. The transcript is spliced from 9 exons. NCBI's taxonomy places the organism in Eukaryota, Metazoa, Arthropoda, Insecta, Hemiptera, Phylloxeridae. Bases 363 to 2279 code for a protein of 638 amino acids. Gene Ontology annotation, biological process: gamete generation; cell differentiation.
GUUAUAUAUUUUUAAAAUAUCUGCACACGCCGGAUUUUUACCUCUAGUCUAAUUAUUAGUAUAAUGCUCUCGAUUGAUUUGAAAUUGUUAUGUUGUGAUUCUAAAUUGUUCGCGGCAUUUUCAUGGCGUAAAUAUGCUUACCGUCAUUCUUAUCUACAUUACAUGUGAUUUUUUAUUAUAACCAAAAAUUAAAAAUAUUAUCAUUGGUCAGCAAUGAGAUUAAAAUUUUAAUUCAAAGUUAGCAGUUUUGUCUUUACUCUCAGUGAGACGCUUUGUUAAAAUUACUUGUUUAAAUUGUUUUUGAUAGUUUUUUACUUGUUUUUUUAGAUUUAAUCGUUUUGAUUAUAUACCUCUAAACAAAUAUGGAAGAAGAAAACUGGGAUGAGUUAUCUGGAGUAAAUAAUAUACCAGUAAUUCAAUCAAAUGAUUAUUAUGAAAAUAAUGGAGACUAUGAUAGCCAUAAUUAUGGAGCUGGUUUAUGUGAACCAGCUGAUAAAAAUGAAUAUAACAAUGAGGAUUAUGACCAUUUAGAACAACAUAAAACUUAUGACUCUUGGGGUAAUACAAUGAGUUCAGGAAAUGAUAACCAUCAAGUAAAUGGUUACGCAAAUGGAGAAUCAUGGGGAAGUAAUGGUUAUAAUUAUCAAUGUAAUGAAAAUGGUGAUCAUAGAGAAAGAAAUGGUAGUAAUUCGAGAUAUAAUAAUGGGUAUAGCACCCAACACUAUAGAGAUGAAAGUAGAGGAUCAGGGUUUCGAGGAAGAGGUCGUGGUCGUGGUCGUGGCCGUGGCCGUGGUAGAGGUCAAGGUACAAGUAGAAACUAUGAACAUAAUUCAAACAAUGAUUACAGCAAUAAUGAAGAAUUAGAGAAACCUGCAAUACCAAAACCAACAUAUAUUCCUCCUGAUCUUGAAGAUAUUGAUGAUUCUGUUGUAACUAUGGUUGCUGGUUUAAAUUUUGAUAAAUAUGAAAAUAUUGAUGUGAAAGUUAGUGGUAUAAAUGUACCAAACCAUAUUACUACAUUUCAAAAUUCUGGUUUACGAGAAUUGCUCUUAGAAAAUUUAAAAAGAUCAAAUUAUACUGUACCAACACCCAUUCAGAAGUAUUCUUUGCCCAUAGUUCUUGAAGGGAGAGAUAUGAUGGCAAGUGCACAAACAGGUUCUGGUAAAACAGCUGCAUUUGUUCUACCUAUUUUACAAAGUUUAUUGAGUGAUCCUUCGGAUUUAAUAUUUGAUUAUGACCAUUGCGAACCUCAAGCAGUUAUCAUGUCUCCUACCAGAGAACUGACUAUUCAAAUAUGUGAGGUAGCUAAAAAACUAAGUAGAGGAACAAUAAUCAAAUGUGAACUUCUUUAUGGAGGAACUGCAACCUAUCAUCAAAAAAGCAAAAUUUUGAAAGGAGUACAUAUUGUUGUAGCCACACCAGGACGUUUGAAUGAUUUUGUUAACCGUGGUUUAGUAACUUUUCAAUCAACUCGCUUUUUUGUACUAGACGAAGCAGAUCGAAUGUUAGACAUGGGUUUUAAACCAGAAAUAGAGCGUGUUUUGCAUCACCAUACUAUGACUCCAACAACAGAAAGACAAACUCUUAUGUUUUCAGCAACAUUACCAAGUGAAAUUCAACAAAUGGCAUGUAUGUACUUAAAAUCAGAUUAUGUAUUUGUAGCUGUAGGCGAGGUUGGUGGAGCUUGUAAAGAUGUAUCACAAGAAGUGCUGCAAGUAAAAAAAUUUGACAAAAAACAGGUUUUAACAGAUAUAUUAGAAGAAUUAGAUGACUGUCAAGGUACUAUUGUAUUUGUGGAGCAAAAAAGAAAUGCUGACUUCAUUGCAACAUAUUUAAGUGAAAAAGAUUUUCCAACAACAAGCAUUCAUGGUGAUCGUGAACAACCAGAACGUGAAAAAGCCCUUAGAGAUUUUAAAACUAAACGAAUGAAAAUUCUGGUAGCCACAGCUGUAGCAGCACGAGGCCUCGAUAUAACUGGCGUUUCCACUGUUAUAAAUUUUGAUUUACCAAAAACUGUAGAUGAAUAUGUACAUCGAAUUGGUCGUACUGGAAGGCUUGGAAAUGCUGGUCGAGCUGUUUCAUUUUUUGAUCCAGAAUAUGAUCAAGCUUUAGCCCCUGAAUUAAAAAGAAUUCUUCAACAAGCUGAGCAAGAAAUUCCAGAAUGGUUAGAUAAGUUUGGUGGUAUAGCUGCAGAACCCAAUAUGCAAUUUGAUGACAUUAGAGCGGAUGUAAAUUCUGAAAAUGUAAUAAAAAAUGAAGAAGAAGAAGAGGUAUGGUAAAAAUGAUAUAUGAUUAUGUAUUUAUUUAAACAGAAGUAUUUACUACUUUUUUUUUGGUGUUAAAAUUUUAAUAGUGCCUUUUAUAAUUAUUAUUACUAAAAAUAUUUUAUUUUAUAAAGGAAUAAAAAAAAAAAAUUAACAAUACUUCUACAAUAAAUAUUUUGUAUUAUAUAAAAAUAUUUAGUGUAAACAAAAUUAUUGGUCUCUUUUAUUUGAUUGAAUUUAUUAUAUAUUUAAACAUAUUUUUUUG